AGGAGUAGAAUCUGCAAGUGGAAUGGCAUUCUGGAAGAACGAUUGCUAUCGCACUCCAGUGCCAAAUGUCGUUGCAGUAGCGCUGCUAGUAGUAGCGGUGCUGGUCUGGGCGGCGCCGGCGCCGGCGGCCGCCGUCACCGAUGUGUCGGUGGCCGUGCAUCUCGAGGCGUUGCUGGAGUUCAAGAAGGGCGUCGCGGUGGACCCGCUCGGCGCGCUGUCCAACUGGACGGUGGGGGCUGGCGGUGCCCGCGGUUCCCGCGGCGGCCCGCCGCACUGCAACUGGACCGGGGUGGCCUGCGACGGCGCCGGCCACGUCACGUCCAUCCAGCUCCUAGAGACCGGGCUCCGGGGCACGCUCACGCCGUUCCUGGGCAACAUCUCCACGCUCCAGGUCCUCGACCUGACAUCGAACCACUUCGCCGGGGCCGUGCCGCCUCAGCUCGGCCGCCUCGGCGAGCUCGAGCAGCUCGUCCUCUACGACAACAGCUUCACCGGAGGCAUUCCCGCCGAGUUUGGUGACUUGGGGAGCCUGCAGAUACUGGACUUCGGCAACAACACGCUCCACGGCGCCAUCCCCGGCCGCCUCUGCAACUGCUCGGCGCUGUGGGCGUUCGGCGCGGAGAACAACAACCUCACCGGCGCACUUCCUGACUGCAUUGGUGAUCUGUCCAAUCUCAAGAUUUUGGUCAUCGCCCACAACGAUCUUGAAGGCGAGCUGCCGCCGUCCUUCGCGAAGCUCACGCUGAUGGAGACGUUGGACGUCAGCGAAAACCAGUUCUCCGGCUCGAUUGGCUGGCUCGCCGACUUCACCAACCUCAAGAUUCUCCAGACGUUUGACAACCGGUUCUCCGGUGCCAUCCCGCUGGAGCUCGGCCGGUGCAAGAACCUGACUCUGCUCAACAUGUACAGCAACAACUUCAGCGGCGCGAUCCCAAGCGAGCUCGGGGAGCUCACGAACCUCGAGGUGCUGCGCUUGUACGGCAACGCGCUAUCAUCGGAGAUCCCCCGCUCGCUCGGGCGAUGCACGUCUCUGCUGUCGCUCCAGCUGUCGACGAACCAGCUCACCGGCUCCAUCCCGACCGAGCUCGGCGAGCUACGGUCGCUUCGGGAUCUGAGGCUCCACAUCAACAGGCUCACCGGAAGAGUGCCGGCAUCGCUGACGAAUCUCGUCAACCUGACAUACCUGAGCUUCAGUUACAACUCCCUGUCCGGGCCUCUACCGGAGAACAUUGGGUCACUCCGGAAUCUUCAGCAACUAGUCAUUCAGAACAACUCGCUCUCCGGCCCAAUUCCGGCGAGCAUAGCCAACUGCACGCUGCUGUCCAACGCGAGCAUGAGUUCCAACGAGUUCUCGGGGCCCUUGCCUGCGGGACUUGGCAGGUUACAAACCCUCAUGUUCUUGUCGUUGCUCGACAACAAGCUGUCCGGCGACAUACCGGAGGACCUGUUCGACUGCGGCAACCUCCGGACGCUAAGCCUGGCCGGGAACAACUUCACUGGCAGCCUGAGCCCUCGCGUCGGCGGGCUUAGCAAGCUCGGGUUGCUGCAGCUGCAGAGGAACGCUCUGUCUGGGGCGAUACCGGAGGAGAUCGGCAACCUGACGAAGCUCAUCGGCCUGGAGCUCCGGGGGAACCGCUUCGCCGGGCGCGUCCCGGCGAGCAUCUCCAACAUGUCGUCCCUCCAGGAGCUCGAGCUGCAGCAGAACCGCCUCGGCGGCGCGCUGCCCGACGAGAUUUUCGAGCUGCGGAACCUCACCUUCCUCAGCGUCGCGUCAAACAGGUUCGUCGGCCCGAUCCCCGACGCCGUGUCCAACCUCCGGUCUCUGUCCUACCUUGACCUGUCGAACAACGCGCUCAACGGCACGGUCCCCGCCGCGCUGGGCCGCCUCGACCAGCUUCUCACGCUGGACCUCUCUCACAACCGCCUCACCGGCGCCAUCCCCGGCGCGGUGAUCGGGAAAAUGAGCACCAUGCAGAUGUACCUCAACCUGUCGAACAACAUGUUCACGGGCCCGAUACCGCCGGAGAUCGGCCGCCUCACGAUGGUGCAGGCCAUCGAUCUGUCCAACAACCGGCUUUCCGGUGGUGUCCCGGCGACGCUCGCCGGAUGCAAGAACCUCUACUCGCUCGACCUCUCCGCCAACAACCUCACCAGCGCCCUCCCGGGAGGCCUCUUCCCUCAGCUCGACAUUCUCACAAGUCUGAACAUCUCGGGCAACGACAUCGACGGGGAGAUCCCUGCCAACAUCGGCGCACUGAAGCACAUACAGUCGCUGGACGUGUCGAGGAACGCGUUCACCGGGGCCAUACCGGCGGCGCUGGCGAACCUGACGAGCCUGAGGACUCUGAACCUCUCGUCGAACCAACUCGAGGGGCCCGUGCCGGACGCCGGCGUGUUCCGGAACAUGAGCAUGUCGAGCCUGCAGGAUAAUCCCGGGCUAUGCGGCUGGAAGCUUCUGGCUCCCUGCCACCACUCCGGAAAGCAGGGAUUCUCGAGGACAGGGCUCGUGAUCCUAGUGGUGCUGCUUGUGCUCGCCGUGCUGUUGCUUUCGCUGAUUGUGACGAUUCUGUUCCUUGGCUACCGGAGGUACAAGAAGAAGAAGGUAGCCGCUAACGGUGCCGCUAGCUUCUCGGAGGACUUCGUCGUGCCGGAGCUGAGGAAGUUCAGUCACGGCGAGCUGGAGGCGGCCACCGGCUCGUUCGACGAAGGCAACGUCAUCGGGAGCAGCAACCUGAGCACGGUCUACAAGGGCGUGCUCGCCGAGCCCGACGGCAAGGUGGUCGCCGUGAAGCGCCUCAACCUGGCGCAGUUCCCGGCCAAGUCCGACAAGUCCUUCCUCACCGAGCUCGCGACGCUGAGCCGCCUGAGGCACAAGAACCUGGCGCGCGUGGUCGGGUACGCGUGCGAGCCCGGCAAGAUUAAGGCGCUGGUCCUCGAGUACAUGGACAACGGCGACCUCGACGGCGCGAUACACGACCCGGGGCGGGACGCGCGGCGGUGGACUGUCCCGGAGCGGCUGCGCGUGUGCGUCUCGGUGGCGCACGGGCUGGUGUAUCUGCACAAAGGGUACGACUUCCCCAUCGUGCACUGCGACGUGAAGCCGUCGAACGUGCUGCUGGACGGCGACUGGGAGGCGCGCGUCAGCGACUUCGGCACGGCGAGGAUGCUGGGCGUCCACCUGACGGGCGGCGCCGCGGCGCAGUCGGCGACGUCGUCGGCGUUCCGGGGCACCGUCGGCUACAUGGCACCAGAAUUCGCGUACAUGAGGACGGUCUCGCCAAAGGCAGACGUGUUCAGCUUCGGCGUCCUGAUGAUGGAGCUCUUCACCAAGCGGAGGCCGACCGGGACGAUCGAGGAGGGCGGCGUGCCGCUGACGCUGCAGCAGUACGUGGACAACGCGCUCUCGAGGGGCCUCGACGGCGUGCUCGACGUCCUGGACCCCGACAUGAAGGUGGCCACCGAGGGCGACCUGUCCACGGCGGCGGACGUGCUGAGCCUGGCCCUGUCGUGCGCCGCGUUCGAGCCAGCGGACCGGCCUGACAUGGACAGCGUGCUUUCAGCCUUGCUGAAGAUGAGCAAGGUCUGCGGAGAAGACUAGGUGCCUGCUGCAAAACGCGAAUAGAAAUGUGUGUGAUUUAGAAAUGGCAAACUCUGCUGAUCAGGGCGAGUGUCACAUGAACAUCAAAAUGUUGAUUUUGUUAAGAAUCAGUAAGCCUUUUUUGGAGCUAGAUUCUAGGCUACUUCUUGGGCUGGUACUUGGCUAUUUACCCUAGGAAUGGUUCACUGAAAUCAGUCAUGCCCAUGCUGCCUGACGGUAUGGGCCUGAAGUGGCACCACAAGUUCUGCUUUUGACUCUUAAUUUCAGUGCAGCAACAUACCUGCAUACGCAGAAGAAUGGAAGCUGAAAGAUUCGGUCAA
Panicum hallii is the source of this 3918-nucleotide messenger RNA. Its product is annotated as LRR receptor-like serine/threonine-protein kinase FLS2. The transcript has 2 exons. NCBI's taxonomy places the organism in Eukaryota, Viridiplantae, Streptophyta, Magnoliopsida, Poales, Poaceae. The record is from RefSeq and is a predicted model, not a curated record. Gene Ontology annotation, molecular function: protein kinase activity; receptor serine/threonine kinase binding; ATP binding. Gene Ontology annotation, biological process: protein phosphorylation. Bases 23 to 3598 code for a protein of 1191 amino acids.